AUGAUGGCUAUGUAUUACUGAUUGCUGCACUGCUGCAGGUUUUGUCCAAUUUGAACGUUGGAUGGCUGAUGCCGUUUUUCCAACUAUACAGAAAGGUAAUAUCACAGAUUAAAAUACCGUCUACACUACAGCAGGAAGUUCUAAUGCCGUGUAUGGCGGUCUUUAAUCGUCGUCUCGAGUCUCACAACCCAGUAUUCGAGACACACAGAUUACUCAGAGCACUGCGCCGAGUUCACCACUUUCGAAUUUUCGAAUUUUCGAUGCCCAACGUUUAUCCUCGAUUACGGCCCGCAAGAAGCGCAACUAGCGACCAAGCGGAAAUUAAUAUAGUUAAGUAUUGUUUAUUUUCAUGAUAUAAAUAUAUUUUUUCAUUUCGACAAUUAUGUACACAGAGAGCGCUAGCUACACUUCUUCCUAUGGUGAACAGCUGAUUUUCGGGGAUAAACUGCGAGCAUUCACUCUGGAGACCAAUUUAUAAUACUUUCUAUACGGCUUUGAGUAACCAGUACAUUGUGCAUAUUAUAUUAUUAUGUAUCCAUAGGCGGCGAUACUGCUGGCGCUGUCGUUAUGGGUAGAAUGUUCUGUGAUAGCAGCACCCAUAAUUCCUACAGAAAUGGCAUAUAAAGUUAGUUUUUACUUAAUAUCAUGAACUUGCAUUCUAGACUAUAAUAGAAUUGAUUGAUAGUGCGGAAGUCAAUAGACACAUCAAUUAUAAUGUCUCCGGCAAAAAAUCGUCAGAACAUUUUACAGUUGAUAAGGGAUCGAGAAUUGAACGAUCACAUCCGCACAAAGUAUGCAUUAAAAAGUAACUUGAACUACAAAUGUAUUUCAAAACUUGGAUUACUCACUCAAUUAGAAGGACAUCAAGGAUGUGUUAAUUGCCUACAAUGGAAUGAAAAUGGAAGCACCUUAGCAUCGGCAUCUGAUGACUAUCAAGUAAUACUAUGGGAUCCAUUUUUACAAAAAGUUAAAACUACUAUUAAAACUUUACACCGUGGAAACAUAUUUUCUGUCAAGUUUAUACCUUGUUGUAAUGAUGAUAUAGUUGCAACUGGAGCUGGUGAUUGGAGUUCACAUACUUAUAAUGUAACAACAGGUAAACAAUUAAACAGUUGCAUUUGUUCUCAAGGAAGAAUCAAACGUCUAGCUGUAGCAAAUGAUGCGCCUAGUGUUUAUUGGUGUGCCUCAGAGGAUGGAUGCAUUAGUCAACAUGAUAUGAGAAUGAGCCACGAAUGUCCUAACGAUAAAUCUAAAACUACUUUGGUGACCAUAUAUGGUAAUUCGGGAAAAAAGAUUGAAGCUAAAUGCUUAGACAUAAACCAACUUAGAACUGAGCAGCUUGCAGUUGGUGCUAAUGAUCAAUAUGUGAGAUUAUAUGACCGCAGAAUGAUUCAAUCAUUGUCAUCAUUUGGUGUGCAAUCUCUUUCGGACCAUGUCCUUGAGUAUGAUGGCAAUAAUGCAGCAUUAAGUAAAGUCAACAAUGCACUUCAAUAUUUUGUACCGGGUCACAUCCAUUCAAAUGACAAUGAAACAAUACCCAAAAAACAAAAAAGUUAUGUAAUUACUUAUUUGACGUUCAGCCCUGAUGGACAAGAGUUAUUGGUUAAUUAUGGUGGUGAAUAUGUAUACUUGUAUAACCUAGUGAAUCGAGCUGAUAAUGCAUUUUUCAAUAUCCCUAAAGCUAUGAAAGUUCCUCGAGAAAACGGGGAAGGUUCUUCUACAGAUUUAAUAGAUGAUCCAGCUCCUGUUCCUCAUUUGACACUACCAGAUAAAGUAGUGCAAUUAAAAUUAAAGGCAAAUUAUUUAUUUGAAAAAGAAGAUUAUACUGCUGCUAUUAAUCUUUAUAAUGAAGCUAUAAGUAUUCAUAAAUCCAGUGUACUGUUUUCGAAUAGAGCUGCAGCCUUUAUUAAAAGAAAGUGGCAUGGAGACUUCUAUGCAGCUCUCAAAGAUUGUGUCACUGCAUUAGAACUGGAGCCUAACCAUAUGAAAGCACAUUUCCGGUUGGCAGUAUGCCUAUUUGAACUGGAUAAGUUAAAAGAUUCUAAAAUGUAUUUAGAUCAGUUCACAAAGAAGUACCCAUCGUAUAAAACUAGUGCCGCAUACAAAUGUCUUUAUAGUGAUUUGUUAAAUGCACAAUCUAAUAGUAAAGAUAAACUUGAUGGAAAAAAAUCACUUGAAACGUCGGAUUCUACAACAAAUGUUCUAGAUGCAUUACAUGUUGAACGGGCCCAAAAGAUAACUUUUGAGAAAUACUUUCGUAAUCAGGCGAUGGAUUACCAUCGUAGAUAUUAUGGUCAUUGUAAUACAUCUACUGAUAUCAAAGAAGCUAACUUUUUUGGAAGUCAAAAUCAAUUCAUAGUAGCUGGUUCAGAUGAUGGUUUAUUUUUUAUAUGGGAAAAAAAUACAGAGAAUAAUUUGCAUAUACUGAAAGGGGAUAGUUCAAUCGUAAAUUGUGUACAACCACAUCCUUCAGAGUUUUUGUUGGCAACCAGUGGUAUUGAUAAUGAAGUCAAACUAUGGAGUCCAUUGCCAGAUGAUGUGGAUAAUCCAUGUAUAAUAGAACAUUAUAAUACAACAGCUACGUUAAACCAAAGACGUAUGACGGCUGAUCCAUUUGAAGUAAUAUUGCGUAAUAUGAGGAGAACUGCGACAGAGGGACCCGGCAGUAUUGAUUUGGCCACUAUACGUGAUCAAUAUGGAAUUGAUCCAUUGUCUGAUGAUUUUAGUGAAUGUCGAAUGAGUUGAUAGAAAUCAUAGUUUAUGUCAUUUUUUUUAUUAACAUUAAAUAUAAAUAAAUAUUUUCAACUGUA
This is a messenger RNA of Myzus persicae (green peach aphid), 2810 nucleotides long. Its product is annotated as WD and tetratricopeptide repeats protein 1-like. Gene Ontology annotation, molecular function: protein binding. Lineage: Eukaryota; Metazoa; Arthropoda; Insecta; Hemiptera; Aphididae. Gene Ontology annotation, cellular component: cytoplasm; Cul4-RING E3 ubiquitin ligase complex. The coding region runs from base 715 to 2745 and encodes 676 amino acids. The record is from RefSeq and is a predicted model, not a curated record. The transcript has 11 exons. Gene Ontology annotation, biological process: negative regulation of fatty acid biosynthetic process.